AUGUUCACGUCGGCGAACGAAGACCAGAGCAAAACGAGUCUCUCCCCUUACGCACUCCAUGCAGCAAGGAAGAGACUGCCGGCAGCACCCUUAACCAUUCACUUGACGGAGAUGACGGAGAAGGCGGAGAGAAGACAGCAGAGAAUGAGAAGAGCUCGAUCUGUGGGUCAAGCUGCAUCUGCUCUCAGUUAUGGACAUGGAGUCCGCACAGAUGUCCGUCUUCCUCGUGGUGGAGAGAGAAGUGGAACAGAUCGCAGAGGAAGAAGAGCAAGCAGAUGGCUGAAUCCUUCAUCAAGCCCAUCAGCCGGCCCUUUGGUGGGCUAG
Microsporum canis CBS 113480 is the source of this 324-nucleotide messenger RNA. RefSeq lists its product as uncharacterized. The coding region runs from base 1 to 324 and encodes 107 amino acids. Lineage: Eukaryota; Fungi; Ascomycota; Eurotiomycetes; Onygenales; Arthrodermataceae. The record is from RefSeq and is a predicted model, not a curated record. The transcript has a single exon.